AACCUAAGCAAGGAAUUUUGAAACGGAAGCAAACGCGUGUGUGCGAAAGACAAAAGUGGUACUCAUCGGAAGAACGUGCUAGUCGGCUGCAGUGAGGACUGAUUUCCGUUCGGAUGCCAUGGCGAAGCUUCACAUUCGAGUCUGGCACCUACUGCUCGUGGGCCUCCUGUUCACUCCUUGUCUGCACAUCACAGGUCCCCUGGUGGUGAGUGCCCAAGGUGAAGAUGACGAGGUGAUGGGUGAGGGAGAGAGUGUGACAAUGGGAGGAGGGGGAGAGGAGGAAGAGGAAGAUGAUAUGGAGGUGGAAGAUGAAGAAGAAGAUGAUGAACCAGUCAAAGCUCCUGAUGUUGGCGACACUGCAGUCAGUGAUGAGGAAGAUGAUGAAGGGGCAGUGGAAGAAGAGGAGGAAGAGGAGGAGGAAGAAGAGUUUGCCCCCCAUCCUGAUUGCCAAUCAACCAUCCUCUUCACCAACCGACACACUGAAGAGUUUGUGGCAGGAGAGGUGGUGGAAGCAGUGAUAGGACUCACCAAUACCAACAAGGAGAAAGAGUUUAUUGUCACACUCAUCGAGGGCUCCUUCAGAUAUCCGCAGGAUUUCAGCUACUUCAUACAGAAUGUGAGUUGUUUCAGGAUCUGGGCACAACGAUUUGUGAGGUUUUCCCACGAAAUUUGUUAUCUUAUACCCAGUGUGAUUCUUUGUGUGUAUGUGUAUGUGUUUUGUGUGUGUCUGUGCAAAUGUCUGGCUCUCUGAUGAUUAAAACUCUGGGAAAGGAUGGGGCGGUGGCUGGAGGCAGACGCCCUCUGUCUCUGGGAGUCAGCCAAAGGCCGCCGUCUCCGUGUGACGCCACUGAUGCCUUAUUAUGAAGAGAGCUAAAUGAAGCAUGAGUGUAUCUCACUGAGUGUUAUAUAUUCCCAGUCCUGUAGCUCAGUUGGCAAAAAGAAAUGCCCUUUUUGUGGUGUAAGAACACUUAAGAUGUCUGCUAUUACUAAUAACACUGUGCAUUGUGUGUCUAUCCUUUAGCCCUAGAUAUUGUUGUUUUAUUCCACGUAGUUCUCUGUGAUCUACUAUGAGACGUACAUCAUGCCAGAGACACAGGCAUCGUUUGUGUACAGCUUCCGACCCAGUGAAUCAUUCUACGCUCGUCCCUUUGGUCUGACCAUCAAUGUCUACUAUAAAGACGCCGAAGAUAAUGACUAUCGCGAUGCCGUGUUCAACAACACAGUCAAUAUAAUUGAGUUGGAGGAGAGCUUUGACGCUGAGACCUUCUUCAUGUACGUCUUCAUGGUGUCUGGAAUACUUCUCCUGGUGUUCAUUAUCCACUACGUCUACACUACCGUCAGAAGGGUAGGUAUUGGAGCUCAAGUCUGCUAUAAUUAUCAUGCCUGCGUGAUUGUGGAACUUUCUAUUUACAGGGGGAAACUUGCAUGAAUUAAAUGAGGCAUUAGUUUUUGUGCAACAAAGUGUGUACCUAUGUAGCAGAGGAUUUAUUUGACUAUCCACCCACCCACACACACACACAGGGAGGACGAUCG
Molecule: messenger RNA, 1533 nt
Organism: Geodia barretti
Lineage: Eukaryota; Metazoa; Porifera; Demospongiae; Tetractinellida; Geodiidae
Source: the annotation of a GenBank genome assembly